GCGGAAGUAAACGAGGCCAGCCCUGUCAGACGCUGCGUCAUCAAACCAUCCCAGCUUGUCCUCUCCCUUUCGCUGCAGUAACACCCUGUAUACCAGAUUCGAAACAUACAUCUUACAAGGCCACAUCUCCUUCCCUGACGUCGACCGAUCACACCCCUUUAGUCAGAGAUAAAUCUCACUUCCCGGAAAAUCGACUUUUAAAGUUUCAGUGCAACCUAGACAUUGGCGCAUUACCAGGGCCUACAAACGACCGGGUUUAGAAGAAAGAAGACAGCGAAACGAGUCCCAUCAUCCUACCGUGCUGCCAUCCAAGACACAUGCGAUAAACCCGGUGAUCCCGACCUCAAAAAGGAUAAUAAAUCUAUCAGAAACGCGACCAUGGCGCAAUUCUUCCUCGAUCUAGCCUAUUCUUUGACCAAUUGCAUAUGCUGCUUUCCUGGGUCUCCUCAGCUCAAGAUCAACAAUCGGAGUUUUCGCAUGCUACGACUCCUUGGUGAGGGCGGCUUCUCUUAUGUAUACCUUGUCCAAGACACAUCGAACGAAGCGCUGUACGCUCUGAAGAAGAUACGAUGCCCCUUUGGCCAGGAGUCAGUCGCUCUCGCGCUCAAGGAGGUCGAAGCAUACACACUCUUUUCGCCGCAUCCGAACAUCAUUCAUAGUGUCGACUACAGCGUAACGUCGGACAAGUCUGAUCCAGGGGCCAAGACCGUCUACAUUCUUCUGCCAUACUACCGUCGCGGCAAUCUGCAGGAUAUGAUCAAUGCGAACCUUGUCAACCACACCAAAUUCCCUGAGCGACGGCUCAUGGUUCUGUUCUUGGGCGUGUGCAAAGCGCUCAAGGCCAUGCACCAAUACCGAGUCAAAGGUCAGCCAGGCGGAGAGGAGAGCCAGGGCAAGGCGCGACGAGUGCGUCAACAAGCAGCCGAGGCUGAUGAUGAGGCAUUGGACGAAGUUCCACUGAUGAUGGAAGGUGAAGUGACGCGCAGCCAGGAGGGUGUCGAACCUGGACAAGAGCGCGCUUAUGCCCACCGCGACAUCAAGCCCGGAAACAUUAUGAUCGGAGAUGACGGAAAGAACCCUAUUCUCAUGGACCUUGGCUCGCUAGCUCCGUCACCAAUCGCAAUUACAUCCAGAUCCCUCGCUAUUGCCGUGCAGGACACUGCCGCUGAGCACUCGACCAUGCCGUACCGUGCACCGGAGCUUUUUGACGUCAAGACCGGCAGCGUCAUUGAUACCAAGGUGGAUAUUUGGUCGCUGGGGUGCACGCUCUACGCUUGUCUCAUUGGCAAGAGUCCGUUCGAGGCUCGGUCCGAGGAGACUGGCGGCAGCUUAAGUUUAUGCGUGCUCGGCGGCGACUGGAGAUUUCCUGACGAGGCCUCAUCUGCUGGUCCAAGCGAGGAAGUUCGCGAUGUAGUUCGCCGAUGUCUACAUGUUGAACCAGCUGAACGGCCAGAUAUUGAUGAACUCAUCUUUAUGGUUGAAGGAGUCAUUGGACAGUUGCCUCACGAUGGUGAUUCUUGA
Molecule: messenger RNA, 1521 nt
Organism: Xylona heveae TC161
Lineage: Eukaryota; Fungi; Ascomycota; Xylonomycetes; Xylonales; Xylonaceae
Product: kinase-like protein
Exons: 4
Coding region: 379-1521 (380 amino acids)
Biological process (GO): protein phosphorylation; regulation of vacuole fusion, non-autophagic; vacuolar protein processing
Cellular component (GO): Golgi apparatus; cytoplasm
Molecular function (GO): ATP binding; protein serine/threonine kinase activity
Source: RefSeq, a predicted model, not a curated record